AUGCGUUUCUCGUUACAGUCUCUCGCUCUGUUGCUCUCAACCCAAGCAGGUCUCGCUGUCGCAGGAAAUUGCAAGCCCUCGCCGACUACAACAGCCGCUGCAACCACCACCACCGCUGCCCCUCAAGGAACAGCCCUUGUCGCCGUCCUCUCCGACGGAAGCGUAACAAAUACCUAUCUCAACAACCGGAUCCUCAGCGAUCAAGGAGACACCCCCGCAACCUUUAUCCUCGAGCCAUCAACCGGUCGCCUCACCACGACUGUUGAUGGCAAUAAAUACUACCUCCAGACCGUCAUCCCACUGGGUCCCCAGCUGUCCUUCCAGUUUGACACGUACCAAAACAUCAUCAACAACCAGUAUCGGUACUUUGUUAAGUGCACAGUCGUCGCGGGCUUUCUGUCGUGCGAGUCUGAGAGUGGUUCGACGCCGAUUUAUUGGCAUAUUGAGAGCAACAACUUGUUCUAUGGAAAUGAAAACGUGCUUACUGGUGUGACUACUGCUCAGUUCCGGUUCCAGUAG
Messenger RNA from Fusarium sp. VM40, 519 nucleotides. NCBI's taxonomy places the organism in Eukaryota, Fungi, Ascomycota, Sordariomycetes, Hypocreales, Nectriaceae. The record is from the annotation of a GenBank genome assembly.